UACAGGACUGCCAGAGUUUCUUGCCCCGGUCUGAUCCCUCUCUACAGCAUUGCCAAUGCGUUCAACUCAAAUGUCGGACUCAAUCUUGGUACUGUGGAGGUGAAUGGUAUCCCGUAUUAUCCCAUCAAUGAGGAAGGAUCGAUUGGCGUUGGACGAGUCGCGAAUGUUCCAUUUGGAUCGUGGGGCGGUGGAUACUCGGAAAAUCUUGGUGUAAGGGACUACUGGUCACAAACAAUGGAAGUCGGCGCGAACUGGUAUGAGGGAAAGUACGGUUACAAAUCCGGAUGGAGUGUUCCUCUGGUACAAUCCCUCGGCAUUGAAGGCGACACGCAUGCUGUGGUAUCGGUGCCAACUAAACAGGGAGAGCUUGGCAAACCAAUAGGAGUGGAUGUUGGCGGCGGAGUAGGACCGUACUACCAGCAAAAUCAGCAUGUCGGAGUUGACUAUAUGAAUGGACAUGUAGGGACGAACUUUGGUGUUGGCGUUCCGUUUGCCGGUGUAGGGGUGAACACUGGGCUUGGAAUAUCCUUCCCGUCAGUCAAUGAUGUUGUCGGCUAG
Ostertagia ostertagi is the source of this 558-nucleotide messenger RNA. The record is from the annotation of a GenBank genome assembly. Lineage: Eukaryota; Metazoa; Nematoda; Chromadorea; Rhabditida; Trichostrongylidae.